Molecule: messenger RNA, 1442 nt
Organism: Guillardia theta CCMP2712
Lineage: Eukaryota; Cryptophyceae; Pyrenomonadales; Geminigeraceae
Product: translation initiation factor 5
Exons: 18
Coding region: 316-1077 (253 amino acids)
Biological process (GO): formation of translation preinitiation complex; translational initiation; formation of cytoplasmic translation initiation complex
Cellular component (GO): cytosol
Molecular function (GO): translation initiation factor activity; eukaryotic initiation factor eIF2 binding; GDP-dissociation inhibitor activity
Source: RefSeq, a predicted model, not a curated record
AGCCUCUGCAUUCACCCCUUCGACAACUCUUGCCGUGCUGCCCCGCGUGCUCUCUUUGAGCACUACUACUCUUUCUACACACGCCAUCCCCGUCAACUUUCGCUUCUACAACGCCGAUUCCCCCAUCAAGACUGCUAUUUUCUCCCCGCACAGCGGAUGCGUGGGCACAUAUAGAUCGAAAUAAGAGGCUACACAUAUCGAGACGAAAACGUCCCCCCCACACAGCAUUCAUUUAGGACCAUUACGCUUUUAAAGCCUUUAUUGCGAAUUGAAGAUCGUACCAUAGUUUCAUAGAGGUCAUACGAAUCUGCAAAGAUGUCUCGUGAAUGCAAGCGAGUGAACAUGAACGGGUCCCAGGACCCUUAUUACAGGUACACGAUGCCUUGCAUCCAGGUGAAGGUUGAGGGCACGACCAAGAUGAUCAAGUCUGUGCUGAUCAACAUCGAGGACGUGUGCCGUGCCAUCGGUCGCCCUCCUGACUACCUCCUCACUUUCCUCGGCCAAGAGCUCAGUGCAAACAGCAAGAUUGAGAAGGACACUGGAAAGGCGUACGUCUCAGGAUCUUUUGAAGAAAGGAAGGUUCAAGAACUUGUCUUCAAGUUUAUUCGGGAGACUGUCACUUGCCAAAACUGCAAGAACCCUGAGACAACCUGCAACAUCGAGGGGAACAAGAAGAACAAAAUUCUUUUCCUCACGUGCAAGGGAUGUGGCGGCCGGACUGAUCUCGACCACACUGAUCGCUUCGUGAAGUACAUGAUCCUCCAUCCCCCUGAUGAUGCAAACUACGGACAUGCCAAGUCCGCAGCAGGGGCUGUCGGUGCUGCUCUCUCCGAGGCGACUGCGCUGGAUGAGGCUCAGAAGAAGAAGAAGAAGAGCAAGAGUGCGGAGGAAGACGAUGAAAAGGCUGAAAAGAAGAAGAAGAAGAAAAAGGACAAGGAAAAGGACAGCGAGGACGAAGGGGAUGAUGACGAGGACAAGAAGGAGAAGAAGAAGAAGAAGAAAAAAGACAAAGACGCCGAUGACGAAGAUUCGCCGACUGGAGAGGAAGAAGAAGGACAAGAAGAAGGAGGAAGAUGAAGACGACUGGGACAAUGACUGGGGCGAUGACACCUCAGAAGCUGCUGUAGCUGCUAGGCAGGCUGCCCUCAUGGGGUCCAAGAGCUCCGACCCCGACGCCAUCACAGCCAAGAUGGAAGGCCUCAUGGCGAAGAAGGCGGACGAGACCAAGGAAGAGGAUGCACCCGUUAACGGGGCUGGCUCAGGCUCUCCAGAUGAGGACGACGAAAGCGACGUCGACGUUGACGACAUCUAGACUAGACCCACCUAGCUCUUCUCUUCAGCAUCAGAUACAUGCUCCAUGGCUGAACUCGAUGCGUAUCGAGCUCUAGCUGAUCCUGCCCGUUGACAGAGAUUUUUUUGGGCAAUAUAUGCCUCUUUGAGCC